AUGGAUAAAUCGCGUAAUGCUGCUCAUGCUGGAUCAUGGUAUAUCGACAAUCCUACUUUGCUUGAGAAGCAGCUCGUAGGCUUACCAAAUGUACCUGAUUCUGUUAUUGACGGAAAGCGAUUUAUAAUUUCACCACAUGCGGGUUACAUGUAUAGUGGUAAGAUAGCGAAUCAGGCAUUCCAAAAAAUUGAUUUCACAAACAAGGAACGAGUUUUCGUUUUGGGACCUUCACACCAUGUCUUUACUCGAAAGUGUCUAGUGACUCAAGCCGAAGUGUGCGAAACACCCUUUGGAAACCUUGUGGUAGAUCAAGAAGUAUGUCAGGACAUUAUGGAGCAAAAUGACAAUUGUUUCAAUGAAAUGAGUCUAGCAGCCGAUGAACAGGAACAUAGCAUCGAAAUGCAAUUUCCCUUGUUAGCGUACCACUUACGAAAACAAGGCCGUCUCGAUAAAGUAAAGAUUGUUCCCAUCAUGAUUGGUGCUCUGAGCUCAGAAGCUAUCCAAACAGCAGCAAACAUCCUUUGUAAUUACAUUGUAGACGAAAAGAAUGCUUUUAUUGUUUCUUCUGAUUUCUGCCAUUGGGGACGUAGAUUCGGCUACACUAUGUACCUGAACGAAAAAAAUGAGUUGGAGGAUGCAAUUAUCGGUUUCCGAAGAAGAGGUUCGAUUGAAAAUCCUAAAAUCUAUGAAUCUAUUUCCACUAUUGACCACAUGGGCAUGGAUAUUAUUUCGACAAAAUCAAGUCAAGAUUUUGCCGAGUAUAUCCGUUUGACUCACAAUACGAUAUGUGGACGUUAUCCUAUUCAAUUGGUUUUAAGGUCCAUGGAACUAGCUCAAGUGUCCAACCAAUUUGAGUUUAUUGCUUAUUCCCAAAGCAAUCAUGCGAUCAGUGUGUCCGAUAGUAGCGUGAGUUAUGCUGCUGCCAUUGCAUAA
This is a messenger RNA of Schizosaccharomyces osmophilus, 933 nucleotides long. Its product is annotated as MEMO1 family. The record is from RefSeq and is a predicted model, not a curated record. Bases 1 to 933 code for a protein of 310 amino acids. Lineage: Eukaryota; Fungi; Ascomycota; Schizosaccharomycetes; Schizosaccharomycetales; Schizosaccharomycetaceae. The transcript has 3 exons.